UUUAGAGAUGCUACUGAUAUCUAUUCAAGAUUGUUUAACCCCAGAGCAGCCUCACAAGGACUGACCAAUAACUUUGUCAAAGAGUUUGAGGAAAAGAGAGGGGAGAAGGAGAUAAUAUCUUUGUCACCGACACACGAGGUUGUAUUAGACUGCAGGGAUCCAGCAUUACAUUCAAGCCUAGAAAAUUUAAACAAUAAUGUUACACUCCUCAAAGAAUCAGUUACCAAAACAUUGCAAAUGUCACAGGGAAUCAGAGGCGGAAUUCUACAGGAUUCUGAUGAAAAAAAGGUAGAUUGGAUAGAAUCACAGAGACAAAUCAGAGAGCAACAGUGGAAUGAAUUUAAGCAGGCACAAGUUGUUCGAAGCUCUCGUGUUGAUACAGAAUUUAAAAUCAAAAUAGAUUACCUAAAGAAACAUUAUACUGAGUUGGAGGAUAAACUAAAAGAAGGAGCUAAUCAAGUGCUUUGA
This is a messenger RNA of Physella acuta, 468 nucleotides long. RefSeq names its product biogenesis of lysosome-related organelles complex 1 subunit 5-like. The record is from RefSeq and is a predicted model, not a curated record. Gene Ontology annotation, cellular component: BLOC-1 complex; transport vesicle. Lineage: Eukaryota; Metazoa; Mollusca; Gastropoda; Physidae.